AUAAAACUUAAAUUUAAAUUCUAGCCUUAAGAAAUUGAUUAUUGACCAAUCGAUUACUUUCCUCACAUUCGAUUGCGAUUGGUCAAUUUUUUUACGGCUUAGGGUUUGAAGCUUAAGUUUUACAUCUUAAAAUCUCAUUGUAAAUACUACUUUAUGCGUAUUUUAUGGUAGCUUUGACAAUUGAAGAAAUGUGUAAAGGGCUGUAAAUACUCAGUUCUAUGUCAAGAUUGACGACUGCGGUUUCAUCAUCCAUGCAAUUAUGUACAAUAUGCAGUACAAAUGAACAUAAUUAUUGUCAUAUUUUCACGAAUUGUACGAGCAUUAUUCGAAGAAAUUUUUCGAGAUUAUUAUUUUUAGAAAAUUUACAAGCCAAGCAGAACAAUAGGUCAUAAAAAUGAAUUGAAAAGUGACUUUUAACAAUUAUUUUGGAGUCAUUUUGUCAUCACAUGACUUUUUGUUCUGUUUGGAUAAACACAAUAAUUGAUCGUAACUUUUUUCGUGUCCUUGGCACGCUUUAUCCAAAUAACGUUCGCAAACGUUUAUACGAAGAUAUGCGAUAACUUGCAGAAUGCAACGGCAUACAUCGUAGCGGCGCGCGUGAAGCGAGAUGCUGAAGGAAGUCGGCUGCGGUAGCACCACACCCCCGCUGGGGGACGGGGGUGGCGGGACGAACGGUAGGCAGAUCGGCGCGAACGAAGGGGGCGGCGGAGGCAGUGGGGGCGGCGGGGGCGGCGGUGGUGGCGGUAUCGGCGAGGGUGCUCUCGGUUGCGGUGGCUGCGGAAGGGAGAUCGCCGAACGUUGGUACCUAAGGGCGGCUGAUCGCGAAUAUGGUCUUGAAUUCCGUGCUCGGCGCGGUGCUAUACUUGCCAAUAAAGAAUGUGAAGAAUCAUAA
Molecule: messenger RNA, 892 nt
Organism: Acromyrmex echinatior (Panamanian leafcutter ant)
Lineage: Eukaryota; Metazoa; Arthropoda; Insecta; Hymenoptera; Formicidae
Product: glycine-rich cell wall structural protein 1.0-like
Source: RefSeq, a predicted model, not a curated record